ACGAUUAAUAUCGAGUAUUGUCUAUCGUAUUGUAAAUCGAACAAAUGUCUAUCAUUCGAUUAGACUGGACUGUAUUUUGAAGUCUGAACAAGUUGACAAUUGCAAAUUAUGUCUUCGAUGUUUCGCAACCUCUUAUAAUAGCUCCUUCGUGAUCAAUCAGACGGAAGUAGCUUUUAUGCAUUAUGUCAUUCUGGAAGUAUCUCUAGUUUGUAAAUCGAUAGCUAUUAGAAAAUAUUACUCCAUAGAAAUACAAUAUUUUUAGUUAUAUAAUUAAUUGAAAAAUUACAUACGAAAGGAUUUGGAACUAAUUACAAAAUUAGAUAAAAGAACUGUGAUCCUUUGUUUUAUCCUUUUAUCCUUUAUGGUUACAACCAUGUGUGAUAAAAUGUGUGUUAAAAAGCGAUAAAAACUAACCUGUAACAGGAGUAUUGGUGUUCUUCAAUUGAAGAUUGUAUUUGAACGGAAUUUGUAUUUUUAAAAGGUGAAAGGUUCGAAAGUAUGGGAAUUACUGGAAUAAUCCAUUAUGGUUCAAUGAAUUCGAUAGUGACCUAAUGAUAAUGGGCCUAAUAUAAGCAAGCACACCGUAUUCGAUUACGCCUCAUUAUGGGCAUCUAUCGAUCUUCUUUAUUCCUGUCACGUCCGCUGCACAGAUGUACCCACUUUCGAUGGCUCUGAAUACCAAAUGAAUUCCGUCAUAUCGAAUCGUAAGAUCACCCACACGAUCUACGUUCUAUGUGCGUGCGUUUGUUUUACGAAAUCGGUCCGUUGUAAGUUUUUUGUCAAACAAUGAUCGAAUCACGAAACAACUUCAUUUCUACGAAGAUUUGUUGCCACUCGUAAUACGGUAGAACUGGUAUUUAUCAGACUCGAUACGAGUUUGUUGCAAGCAGUCCGUUACAGAGGAUGACAUAGGAUUUAAUGGUAUUUUAGGAUACUUCGGUAGUUAAUUUAUUUUAGUUAAUCGGAUUUUGGAAAUUUCAGUUUCCUGGAAUUUUCUAGAUUUUAGAAUCAUCGAAAGAUUCUCGGAAUCGUCUAGGUUCUGAGGAUAUCGAGGACUUCAGAAGAAUUUAAAGAUGGUGAGUCUCAAGGACUUUCAAGAGUUUAGAAUGUUCCUAUAGUAUGUAUAGUAUGUGUAUUAAUACGCGUAUUAGGAAUUCGAGGCCAGAAAUUCAGCACCUAACAGAAAGAUUCAAGAAUCAAAAUCCAUGAGCAAAAUUCUUGGUUCUGCCUUUUGAACUCCAGACCUUUAUUUUUCAGUCCGAUGUGGAAUCGAAGCUGCGAACGCUCCUCAAAGAUGGAGCAAGCACUUUCAUGGACUUUGAAUGGCUACAACCAGAAUUACCGUGGUUCUUCGACGAAGAAAAGUUUCGCCUCGGACAGCAGAUGUUUUAUAACAACGCUUUCACCAUGAUGAUUGCCAAACUAUGUGGAUUAUUAUCUUUAUUCGCUGUACCGUCGAUCAAGGACGUUUUAAUAUUCACCAGACGGAGUGGUACACCGUGUGCUGCCUUUCGCAGAUACGUAUCCACCAUUCUACAUAAUUGGGUUUGGUAUGGGAAAAGAGCUGGCAUAGAAAAAGAAUUUCUCGAAUCGCUGAAAAUCGUACGGAAAAAACACUGCGUAGCGUUUCGAAGAAGUUCAGAGGCGGGGCUGAACAGAGUCUCGCAACUGGAUAUGGCAUUGGCUCAAUUUGGAUUCAUGGGUUUCACCCUCCUGGCUGGUGACUAUCUUGGGGUGAAUAACAGUUCCGAGGAACUGGAAGGACUGAUUCACUUCUGGCGAGUUAUUGGCAACAUGCUGGGCAUGGAAGACAAGUACAAUCUUUGCACCGGAAGCGUGGAAGAGACACGGGCUCUUUGCAGACGACUUCUGGACGAGGUUUUCCUCCCCUCACUCGCCAGUGGUAGCAAAGAUUUCGAAGAGAUGAGUCGUAUUUUAAUAGAAUCCCUAUGGCCGGUGAAUCCUUAUAUGGAUUCGAGUGCUUUCAUUGAAUUCACAUUCAUUCUAGCCUCCACUGCCGCCACGAAUAAUAAUCACUCGUUAAAAAUAGAUUCAUCAAGGAUGUCGUGGUACGGUAGAUUUAUCUUGAAUGUUCAACUAAUUACACACAAAUACCUAUUACCAACUACGUAUUGGUGGUCCAGAUUCUUCAGGGCGUUCUUCAACAGCCAAAUGCGGUUGGCCAUCUAUUUAACGGAAAAUUUACCGUUUCUGGCGUUCUGGAGUUAUGGUAUAAAACACUCUUACGUCAAUAUAUACAAAUACCGCGUCAUCUGACCUUAAAUGUGGUAAUUGUCUUAUAAAAUAAUCAAAGAGUAACGAUUACCUUUUUCGUCGAAAGUGUACAUAAUCUGACGUAAAAUGAUUCUACAAACGUAUAAUGUAUUCUUAAUAACUUAUAAUCAUUGCAGUAUAUGUAUUUAGGAUAUGCUUUGCAGUAUUUUUAGACUCGUAACAUGUUCGCAAGCUCUACUGCGAUUCUCGGAUUUUUAUGUUUUCGUUUUAUUCUUUUUUUU
Messenger RNA from Bombus huntii, 2516 nucleotides. RefSeq lists its product as uncharacterized. Bases 1312 to 2277 code for a protein of 321 amino acids. The transcript has 6 exons. The record is from RefSeq and is a predicted model, not a curated record. NCBI's taxonomy places the organism in Eukaryota, Metazoa, Arthropoda, Insecta, Hymenoptera, Apidae.